GACCAGCAGACAUAUUACGAUAUCACUAUCGUGGAAGAGUUCCCCAUUCAGCUAGAGAGAUUCGUAAACAAACAGCAGCACCCACAAUACAACUUACAGUGCAAAUAGAGAAUAUAUACGACAUUGUGUUGAUCCUCCGAUUGAUAUCACUACGCGGAAAGAAUCCUUUUGUUUAUACGGAUGAAUUUCUCUAGGCCACGCUGGCUCAUCUGACUGGAGAAACUUCAACCACCUCAAUCUGUGAUGAGGCCGCUCUCUAUAGGCACGGGCAGUACAGCUGGUGUACCCUCAGAUGACACGUCGUGAUAUCAAUAGCAUUCUGUAUCAGUGACUACCAGUUCAUAUAUCUCUGCUUGCACUCGGAUAACUCUGUCAGCAUUGAAGAUUAUUUUCCAAAUAGUCUGGAUUCGAAGCUGCAUUUCUCUCUAAUUAGGCAGUUGACUCAUUCUGUGCAUUUAACCUUUGGCUUCGUUCAAAACGAUAAUGACGCUAAAAAAUGUGAAUCAAGAACAGCUUGAAUCUGUGCUAACCAUAUGGCAGUAAUGCGAAAACAACAACUGAUGGUAGAGAACCUGAAGCGUACAUCAGCCGUAUCAUUGCGUUGCACUAGUGUGCAUUAUGCUGUUGGCCUUGCAUUCGUUCUGUUCACUUACCGUUGACUCGUGCACCGAAUAGAGGCUGCAAAGAAAACAUACGUUAGAGUGUGCACAUUAGCAAAAUAUAGCUAUAUCACAUACAAUACUACCGAAAAAAAUGUUCAACUGUUGCGGUAGACGUUACGAUUAUCGUCCCAUCGAUCUCGCGUUUCAACCGAGUGGCUUCGGUAUUCGCCAUGUGCAAACAUUGCUGCUCUUCUUCGGUCUCACGGUUGCCUAUGCCCUUCGGGUCAACCUCUCGGUGGCUAUCGUAGCCAUGGUCGAUAAGAAUAGUUCGAGCACAUUCGAUCAUUUCGACUGGAGCGAGCAAACCAAAUCUGUGAUUCUCAGCAGUUUUUUCUGGGGUUACGUGGUAACGCAAAUCCCAGCAGGACAGCUUGCACAGCGAGUGGGUGCAAAAGUUUUGUUACUAUUUUCACUGGGAAUUUGUUCCACUCUCGCUGUUCUGACGCCACUGUUUGCCCACAUAGGAGGUGAUAAGCUAGUGAUAACCCUCCGAAUAGUACAAGGCCUUAGUCAAGGUUUUAUCUUCCCAUCGACCCAUACACUCCUGUCGAAAUGGGCUCCUGUAUCGGAGAGAGGGCGUCUUGGGACGUAUUGUUACGCAGGUGCUCAGUUUGGAACGGUGGUAAUGCUGGCCAGUAGCGGUUUCCUGGCAUCGUCGUCCGUUGGGUGGCCAGGCAUUUUUUACGUAUCCGGUGCUGCAGGUAUCGUGUGGACGGUAGUUUGGUUCUUCUUCGGUGGUAACUCGCCGGUUGAGCACAGAACGAUAUCCUCUGAGGAACGCGACUUUAUUGAGAGUUCGCUGGGAAAUCAAGAUCAUAGUAAAAAGAUCGUCACACCAUGGGCGGCUAUUUUAACUUCGGCGCCGAUGAUCGCUUUAACGGUUGCACAUUGCAGCCACAAUUGGGGCUUCUGGACUCUGCUGACUGAGAUGCCUACGUUCAUGAAGAACGUACUCGACCUAGAUAUCAAGAGCAACGCUCUGUUGUCUAGUUUACCAUAUCUGGUUAUGUGGAUUCUGAGCAUGAUUUUGAGCCCCAUUUCCGAUUUCCUGAUCAACAGGCAAUACUUGUCACGUGUUACUAGUAGAAAAGUAUUCAACACGAUCGGUCUAUGGAUUCCUAUGGCAGCUCUGCUGGGAUUGGCUUUCGUUCCGAAAGGAGAGAUCGACUUGGCCGUUGCAUUACUAACCAUGGCCGUUGGAAUCAACUCUGCGACCUAUUUGGGCUUCCAGGUCAAUCAUAUCGAUCUUGCACCCAAUCAUGCUGGAACAAUGAUGGGUAUUACCAACUGUGCGGCCAACAUAAUGUCAAUCAUCGCUCCGUUGAUUGUGGGGCUUGUACUACAUGAUGCGGCUGACCCAGUUCAGUGGCGAACAGUGUUCUACAUAGCUGCUGCCGUCUACUUCUUCGGUAACCUUGUGUUUAUAACUUUGGGCAAGGCUGACAUUCAACCUUGGAAUGAACCGCGACCAGAUAAAAAAGAUGAUGACACCGAAUCUGCCGUGCCAAAUAAUAGGAAUACCACCGAUUGAGCCUUCGAAUGAGAAAAAGCUGAUUUAUUCGAAACAAACUGGAUAAUUUUCACUGUUGAUAAGGAAAAAAUCCUUAGUCUAGUCCAAAAACAUCGAAAACAUCCAGAAAACAGAUGAAACAGGAAACCUACUUAAAAGAAACGAUCGUCAUAUCGAGGAAAUGAUACAAAUCGAGUGCUCUUAAAUUAUUAGUUGUAAGUGAACCCAGCGAAGCAUUUUUAGGGUUCCUAUCCGAAGCUUCCGAUGUUAAAUGUGACUUUUAGUCGUAAGGUACAAACGUUCCCAACAACAGGCUGUAAGAUAGAAAACUACAUUCUGUAAGGCUGCAUCGACUGAAUCCAAAUGCAUUCCAGUUGCAUUAUAUGAAGAAUGUUGAAAUAUCUAUUUUAGUUUUGUGAUUGUUGUUGAAACCAAUAAAGACGUAUAUUUAAAAAAAAA
Molecule: messenger RNA, 2631 nt
Organism: Armigeres subalbatus
Lineage: Eukaryota; Metazoa; Arthropoda; Insecta; Diptera; Culicidae
Product: putative inorganic phosphate cotransporter
Exons: 5
Coding region: 754-2193 (479 amino acids)
Biological process (GO): transmembrane transport; monoatomic anion transport
Cellular component (GO): membrane
Molecular function (GO): transmembrane transporter activity
Source: RefSeq, a predicted model, not a curated record